UGCUGGAAAUGGCCCAACUCGAUUAUCAUACACAUUGUAAGGAGAGUGAUCACUUUAGAUAAGCUAUUACCAGCAGGAGAGUGGGGUGGGGGGAGAGAAAACCUUUUGUAGUGGUAAACACCCAUUUUUUCAUGGUUUGUAUGUAUAAGAACAUCUUCUGUAUUUUCCACAGUAUGCAUCCGAUGAAGUGAGCUGUAGCUCACAAAAGCUUAUGCUCAAAUAAAUGGGUUAGUCUCUAAGGUGCCACAAGUCCUCCUUUUCUUUCUGAAGAUCUUUACUCCCAUCCCUCCUCAACUCAUCUUUGACACUAGGAUCACAGUCUUACAUUUAUGCUUGCAUGCAGUGGGGAAGGAUCUCGCCUGUGCAUUUUUCUGGUAAUAAAAGAUUAUGGUAUCAGGUUGCCUGCUAGGAAUCUUGCAACUAAGGAAAGGAGGAAAUUAGCCCCAUCUUAGAAACCUGUCUCCCAGCGCGCUCAUGUCUGCUGCCAAGACCAAGCAUGUGGGUUAGUGCUGACCUGGCUGGCACUGAUUUUGCAAUGUUUGGUUCUUAAACUACACUGUACAGGUAAUUCCACUCUGCAUUCUGUCUGCUGUUAAAAUGUUUGUGAAUAUGGUACUGUGGGGUUCCUUGUUUUUUGUGUCUUAUUGAUACCAGAUCUAAAUGGUCUCAACUGCCUGCUUUGCAAGCUGAGAGGUGUGCUCUCUGGCUUAUACAUGCCCAUCGUCCGAAGCCCAAUAUCCCCUUCUCUUUCACGGCAGCUGUUGCACUUCAGUUUGCUUCUGCAGCAUGGAGUUUUAUCAACAACUAGUGCUCCCCUUCACCUGCUCGGAGAUUGAGAAUCAUUCUUCUGUAAGCGUCUCAGCUCCCACCAGUCCAAUAUCAUUUUGUUAACUGUGGCAGGACUGCUGGCGACAGUUGCUCUUCCAUUUUGACACCAUAGAGCAUUCUUGUUCUUCCCAUGAGACCAGGGUAAAUAGCUGGCUCUGCUUGUCCGCUACAGCACACUUGCCACCCAGCCCUUUGACUGCAUGUGAGAGAUGGCAAAUGCCGAAGUGAGUGUCCCUGUGGGGGAUGUGGUGGUUGUACCAAGUGAAGGAAAUGAAGGGGAGAACCCGGAAGAUACCAAAACCCAAGUGAUAUUACAGCUACAGCCAGUGCAGCAAGGUUUGUUUAUCGAUGGACACUUUUACAACAGGAUUUACGAAGAGGGCUCUGAGACCAGUGCCGCUGUGGUGGCUGUAGAAACACAUACCAUACACAAACUAGAAGAAGGGAUUGACCCCAGCACCAUUGAAACCAACGAUGAAAUUGAGAUUGCCUACCCCAUCACCUGUGGGGAGAGCAAAGCCAUCCUUCUCUGGAAGAAGUUUGUCUGUCCAGGAAUUAACGUCAAGUGCGUCAAGUUUAAUGACCAGUUGAUCAGCCCUAAGCACUUUGUUCACUUGGCUGGCAAGUCUACCCUGAAGGACUGGAAGAGAGCCAUUCGCCUUGGAGGAAUCAUGUUGAGGAAGAUGAUGGACUCUGGGCAAAUCGACUUCUACCAGCAUGACAAGGUUUGCACCAACACCUGUCGAAGCACCAAAUUUGAUCUCCUGAUCAGCAGUGCCAGAGCACCGGUGCCGGGGCAACAAACAAGUGUGGUGCAGACUCCCACAUCAGCUGAUGGGAGCAUCACCCAAAUUGCAUUGUCCGAGGAGAGCAUGGAGGAGGGGAUUGAAUGGAACUCUGCUCUGACGGCUGCUGUCACCAUGGCCACUGAGGAGGGCAUCAAGAAGGACACAGAGGAGAUUUCGGAGGACACGCUGAUGUUCUGGAAAGGAAUAGCCGACGUGGGGCUGAUGGAAGAGGUCGUCUGCAACAUCCAGAAAGAAAUAGAAGAGGUGCUGAAAGGUGUCCAGCAGAGGCUCGGCCAAUCUCCCUUCCAGAUCACAGAUGCUGCAGUCCUGAAUAAUGUGGCCCACACUUUUGGCCUGAUGGACACAGUCAAGAAAGUUUUGGACAACAGGAAAAGCCAAACAGAGCAGGGAGAAGAGCAGUUUCUUUAUACUUUAGCAGACCUGGAACGCCAGCUGGAGGAGCAGAAGAAGCUCGCCAGGGAUCAGAAGAUGAAGUCUCAGACGAUCCAGAACGUGGUGCUGAUGCCAGUCAGUGCUCCGAAACCCCCUAAGAGACCUCGUCUGCAGCGCCCGGCCUCAGCCACAGUCUUGAGUCCCUCCACCCCUGUCCAGCAGCCUCAGUUCACAGUCAUCUCACCCAUUGCCAUCGCACCUAUGGGACAGCAAUUCUCAGUGGGCAACAUUCCGGUGGCAACCAUCAGCCAGGGAUCCAGCCCAGUGACUCUCCACACCUUGCCAUCCUCACAGCUCUUCCGAUAUGCCACCGUGGUGUCUUCCUCCAAGUCCAGUUCAUCUGACACUGUGACCCUUCAUCCGUCCUCCAGCUUGGCCCUGCUGAGCUCAGCCGCUAUGCAGGACAGCAGUGGCCUGGCUAAUGUGGCCGCAGUGGUGAACCCUGUGGAACUGGUGGCCAUGGAGUCUGGCCUGACGUCUACCAUCCAAGCUGUUGAGGGCACCUCAGAAGACGGACAGACCAUCAUAGAGAUAGACCCAGCACCAGAUCCUGAAGCAGAGGCUGAGGAAUCGGAGGGCAAAGCUGUGAUUCUGGAAACUGAGCUGAGGACAGAGGAGAAAAUGGUGGCAGAUGUUGAGGACCAUCAGCAUCAGGUGCACAAUGUAGAGAUCGUUGUCUUGGAGGAUUAGCAAGGAAGGCAAAUCUCAUUGGUGGGAUGGGUUGUUGGGUUUUGUUUUUUUUUCUUGGUUAAACUUUUUCAUUUUGACAGUCAUCCUGUUCGUUGCCAUGGAUCUUUUUCAUUUUUACAGUCCAAAAAUGGAAGAAGAUGGAGAAACACGGAGAGGCCCAAGAAAAGGCUCCAUCUCAUGGAGUGAUGGACAAAAUCAACCGUUUCUGCAGGGAGGAAGGAGAAGUGAUUCUGCAGACCAGAAGGGGAGAGCCCCUCUCCUUCCUGAGAGUGCUCAGUGAUACAGCCCAUAUUCUCGUUUUUGCCCAGGCCUGAUCAUUGCUAGGACUGUUUUAGUUGAGAGAGACUCUCUGGCCAGUAACUGGAGCAUUGAUCUUACUGCUGGAAGGGGUUGAUGGUUGCUUUGGGGGAAACAGGUACCUCAUUUUUAUUUUUUCCCAGGGAAGGGAAUUCUGUCCAACUCCUCAUUAUCAACUAUGCUGGUAUUUUGCUUUUGGCAAGGAAGCAGCAACCCUGACUGAGUGUUCAUUGUCCCCUUUCCCACACCCUGUGGUUUUUUUGUUUCUUCUGUUUUUUUGCUUUGCUCUCCCUUUCCCUUUCCAGAUCUGCUGGCUGCUAAAGUGCUUAAGCUGCUUUUGGGUUCUGUCACCCAAAUCCUGCUUCUUCCCUUCCUGGCCUUCUCCCUCCCAGGCCUUGUAAGUUUCUUUGCCGCAGGACACUGUUACAAGACACUGAUCACUUAAGCCUGGUGCAUAAAGGAGAAGAAUCAACCCAUUGGUAAAAACACAGCCCUCCCUUUAGCAUAGCGCUGACCUCCUGGAUGUAUAAAGCGUGUGUUGUGCUGUUGCUUCCUGGGAGAGCUGGACUCCAUGGGGCAGGAGCCCCAUCUGUUUAUGCCGCACGCUGGAAACUGUACUUGCUAGUUGCUACAUGUUGGUGUGUGAGUUUUUUUUUCCCUUAAUCUAUUUGCAGGAUUAGAACUGGCAUAUUAUUUUAGCAUUGUGACUGCCUCAGCAUCCCCCUUCCCCCCACCACUUCGGGGGGGCUCUUUUUGUUUCUUUGUGGAGAGAGGAAGGGAAGGAGGGAAUCUAUUUUUAAUUCAGCUGUUGAAUUGUGGGGAAUUGGGAGGGCUGGGGGAAAUCUGCUUGGUUGAAAUAUAUUAAGCAAAACAGUAACAACAGAAAUAGACCCGGAGGGGGAGGGAAAGGAGGAGGUGUGUGGUUAUUUUAUUUUAUUUUUUAAUUUUUUUUUUUUUUUUGCAUUAAAAGGAAAAAUCUAAAUGCAUCUAGAUUAUUAAUGGAAAGGACUACAAUGAAUUUGUUGUUUGUAUUUUAAUAGCACCUCAAUCCAGAUUGGGGCCCUGUUUUGCAAGGCACUGCACCAGCACAUAGGAAAUAGUCCAUGACGUGUAGCACUUACACUGUAAACAAAGGAUGAGAGAAAGGAAAUAUUAUUUAUUAGAGACAGACAUUAAAGGCCUGAUUUUUCCAC
Molecule: messenger RNA, 4249 nt
Organism: Caretta caretta (loggerhead turtle)
Lineage: Eukaryota; Metazoa; Chordata; Testudines; Cheloniidae
Gene: GMEB1
Product: glucocorticoid modulatory element binding protein 1
Biological process (GO): regulation of transcription by RNA polymerase II
Cellular component (GO): nucleus
Molecular function (GO): RNA polymerase II cis-regulatory region sequence-specific DNA binding
Source: RefSeq, a predicted model, not a curated record